Molecule: messenger RNA, 1140 nt
Organism: Arachis stenosperma
Lineage: Eukaryota; Viridiplantae; Streptophyta; Magnoliopsida; Fabales; Fabaceae
Exons: 2
Coding region: 1-1140 (379 amino acids)
Biological process (GO): DNA repair; telomere maintenance
Molecular function (GO): DNA helicase activity
Source: RefSeq, a predicted model, not a curated record
AUGUCAAAAGUCCAAAUAAAAGAUAUUGCACUUGCAAAAAUUGAGGAUUUGCUCCAGUCAAAUGGCAGGUCAUUGAAAGAAUAUUGUGGAAUGCCAUAUCCUUCAGAAAAUUUGGUGUCCAGCUUACAAGACAGAAUUAUAAUGGAAAAGUUGAACUUUGACGUUAAUGCUCUUGCGAAUGAACUAGGUGGGUAUUUAGAAAGGCUAACUAAUGAGCAAAAAUUUGCAUACGAUCAAAUAAUUGGUGCUGUUAGCGGUAAUAUGGGUGGACUUUUCUUCUUAUACGGUCAAGGUGGUUGUAGAAAAACGUUCUUAUGGUCAACUAUAUCAUGCUCAAUUAGGUCUAAAGGAGGUAUCGUUUUAAAUGUUGCUUCGAGUGGGAUUGCUGUACUUUUGUUGCCUAAUGGAAGAACUGCACAUUCAAGGUUUAAAAUUCCUUUGGCCAUAAAUGAGGAUUCUUUGUGUAGCAUUAAACAAGGAAGUCCUCUUGCAAAGGUUUUGAAGCUUACAAAAAACAUGAGAUUGUCACUAGAUGAAAACAACAACAUACAAAAACACAGAAAUUUUGCAGAAUGGCUACUCAAAAUUGGUGAUGGUUUGGCUGGUGAUACAACAGAUGGUGAAUCGAUCGUUCAUAUACCAUCUGACAUUUUGAUUAAGAACUCUGAGACAGCUUUGGAUGACCUCAUUGAUUUCGUGUAUCCAGAUAUGUUAUCCAAUUUAUCUGUUGAAAAUUAUUUCAAGGAUAGAGCAAUUCUUGCACCAACUUUGGAUUGUGUCAGUGAUGUCAACAACAAGAUGACUGCAGGAUUACCUGGACAUGAAAGAGUCUACUUAAGUUCAGACUCUGUGUGUGCUGAAGAGGAAAAUAUGGAAUUUGAGUUAGAUGCUUUCUCGCUGGAGAUUCUAAAUGGAAUAAAUUGUUCAGGUCUACCACCACACAAGUUGGUUCCAAAGAUUGGCGCUCCUGUUAUGUUGCUGAGGGGAGGCAGGGAGGGGAACGGCGGCGGCCUUGGUGGGGGGGGGGGAAGGGGAACGGGGUGGAGAACGGGGACAGGGGGAGGGGGAGGGGGAGGGGGAGGGGGAGGGGGAAGGGGACAGGGGAAGGGGAGGCAGGGAGGGAGACGGUGGCGGCGUUAG